AUGUCUCAAUACCAUGGUGAUGAAAUGGAGUAUGCGGCAGAUGAUAAUGAAAUGGCGGAGGUAGAAGAUGAUAUGUAUUUUCGUGGCAGAGCAUUUGGUGAAUCAGAUUCGGAUGAUGAUGAGGACUACGAAUAUGACCCUUUGGAAAACCGAAUAACAGAUACCACUGCUGCUGAAGCUAGGAGGGGGAAGGAUAUCCAAGGUAUACCUUGGGAUAGGUUGAGCAUUAGUCGUGAGAAAUAUAGACAAACUAGACUAGAGCAGUACAAGAAUUAUGAAAAUAUACCCCAAUCAGGGGAAAUGUCAGAGAAGGAAUGCAAAGCAACAGAUAAAGGGGGAAAUUAUUAUGAUUUCUGGCAAAACACUAGAUCUGUGAAGUCAACAAUACUUCAUUUCCAAUUGAGGAAUUUGGUUUGGUCAACAUCAAAACAUGAUGUAUAUCUUGUUUCAAAUUACUCAAUUGUGCACUGGUCUUCAUUAAGUUCUAAGAGGUCUGAAGUCUUGAAUGUAUCAGGGCAUGUAGCUCCCUGUGAGAAACAUCCUGGAAGCCUCUUGGAAGGUUUUACACAGACACAAAUUAGUACCCUGGCAGUACGUGAUAACUUGUUGAUUGCUGGAGGGUUUCAAGGGGAACUUAUUUGCAAGUACUUAGACCGGCCUGGGGUUAGUUUUUGUACCCGAACUACCUAUGAGGACAAUGCAAUUACAAAUGCUGUGGAGAUUUAUGAGCACCCAAGUGGAGCUGUUCAUUUCAUGGCUUCAAACAAUGAUUCUGGUGUUAGAGACUUUGAUAUGGAGAGGUUUCAGCUUUCAAAGCAUUUCUCCUUUCCUUGGCCAGUAAAUCAUACUUCAUUAAGCCCUGAAGGGAAACUACUUGUAAUUGUUGGUGACAACCCAGAAGGGUUACUGGUGGAUUCUCAAACAGGAAAGACUAUCACACCUUUACAUGGACAUUUGGAUUUCUCAUUUGCAUCUGCAUGGCAUCCUAAUGGGCACAUAUUUGCUACUGGAAACCAAGACAAAACAUGUCGUGUUUGGGAUGUUCGGAACUUGUCAAAAUCUGUUGCUGUUCUUAAAGGCAACCUUGGAGCUAUUCGUUCAAUACGAUUCACGUCUGAUGGACAGUUCAUGGCGAUGGCAGAGCCAGCUGACUUUGUGCAUGUCUAUGACGCAAAGCAUGGGUUUGAAAAGGAGCAGGAGAUUGAUUUUUUUGGGGAGAUCUCUGGUGUAUCCUUUAGCCCUGAUACAGAAUCACUCUUCAUAGGUGUUUGGGACCGAACCUAUGGAAGCCUUCUACAGCUCAAUCGACGCAGAAAUUACAUGUAUCUCGACUGCUUGUAA
Messenger RNA from Sphenostylis stenocarpa, 1341 nucleotides. The record is from the annotation of a GenBank genome assembly. Lineage: Eukaryota; Viridiplantae; Streptophyta; Magnoliopsida; Fabales; Fabaceae.